AUGGCGGUCGAGCCUAAGCAAGCAGAAGCACCGAAUGUUGAGACGAAUAAGUUAUCUUUGUCAUUGUUUCGAAGGCCCGACAAGUUUAAAAUUGGCGAAGACUUUGAUUUGUUCAUCAAGAAAUGUGAACUGUACUUCGAAGCAGUGGAACUUGAAGAUGUUAAAAAGCGACGACUUGCGUUGUUGUUUAAUUUGAGCGAAGAUGCGUUUCGUUUGGCAGAACCGGUUGAGUUUGGCGAAGGGGAAAACGCGUACAAAGAUUGGAUUGGAAAGUUGAAGUCGUUAUUUGAAAGUAAUCAGACUGUACGGAGAAACGUUACAAUUUCCAAUCGUCGAGAACAGGAGCUUGGUGAGUAUGUUGAUUCGUAUGCUGUUUCUUUGCGAGAAGCUGGAGCUAGAUGUGGUUUCCAUGGUGACGAAUAUUCUAGCAGGUUGGUUGAUCAAUUUAUUUUGGGGUUGAGAGAUAAGGCCACCCAAAACAAGUUGUUACAAGGGCCACCAAACAGUUUAGAUGAUGCCUUGUUAAUUGCUCGAAGAUUUGAGGCAGCAAAUGCCACAAUGAAAACAUUAGCCAGAGAAGCAACAGAAAAAUUAAGUAGAACAACAAUUGGCUCAGUUAGUUCUUUGAAUGCUGCCAAAACAUGUUAUCCGUGUAAUGGAUUUGGUCAUGUGUCCAGACAGUGCCCUACUAUGAACAACUUCAGGCAAAAUAAUACUGCACGGCCACAAACUAAGUUAUGUUAUUCAUGUCAAAAGCCAGGACAUACACGUGACCAUUUGCUAUCGUUGUGGGAAUAGUGGCCAUACUGCAAAGUUCUGUAAUGCGAAGUUGGAGGGAGGUCUGGGUUCUAGUAGAGAUGGUGAAAGCCCCAAGAAAAAUGAUUAAAAAAUCAGACUGUCUACCAUUUCUUCAGCGAGCAAGAAGAAACCCCUUAUGGUCGAGACUACUAUUAAUGGGAAAAACAAACUUUGUAUAGUUGACACUGACUCAUCCAUUUCAUAAGUUAGUAAAGACCAGUGGCAACCUCUUAAACUGGAUGAUACCCCAUUAUUUCCAUCCGAUAUUGUUGCAGAAGCCGCUAACAAUUCUCCCAUUGGGAUUUUGGGCAAAACCACUUUGAAUGUGCAAUUUGAUGAAAGCAACAAGUCAUCUCAUGACUUUUAUGUGGCUAAUGAAAUGGUGUCUGAAAUUAUUCUGGGUUUAGAUUGGUUAGUAACUAACAAAAUAAAUGUCGAUAUGUCUGAAAUGGAUUUGAAAUUCCCAGAUGGUACCACAAAACCCUUGUGUUUAUUUGAUUCAACCAUAGCAGAUCCCUGGGCGUUGUUCUAG
This is a messenger RNA of Paramuricea clavata, 1330 nucleotides long. Lineage: Eukaryota; Metazoa; Cnidaria; Anthozoa; Malacalcyonacea; Plexauridae. The record is from the annotation of a GenBank genome assembly.